GGAUAUAUAAAAAAACCAGUAGGUUAUGGUGGCGCUGUUUUUUGUAUUUCAACGAGAGCCCAAACGUUCACAUCCUCAUCAUCGACUCUCGUCAUUGGGCGGUUCUGAAUAAACUGGACCACUUGGCAGUGCUGGAAUCAACUCCCCUCAAUGCGGUCAUUUUUUUCUGACGAUUAACAUCUGGAAUACAUUUGCUAAAACGUAUUCUGGACUAUUUUACGCCGAAAUCGGACCGGACAAACGCACACUGGGACAAAGUGCAGUGAGCCCACGAGAGAACAAUGAAGUGCGUCGGAGUGAUGCAGCCACGGCAAAGGUACGCGCUGUUCGUCAUUGUUAUUCUUCUCUCUUUCGUUACUCAAAUAUCCACCUCCGUGACCCAUUAUUCCAUACCUGAGGAAAUGAAGGAGGGAUCCGUUGUUGCUAACCUUGCCACCGACCUGGGAUUGGAUGUCAAAACACUGAAUCGGCGGAAGAUGCGUUUGGACAUUAUUUCAAACAAAAAAUAUCUGGACGUCAACAAAGACACCGGGGAGCUGUAUAUCGUUGAGAAGAUAGAUAGGGAACAUGUUUGCACGACAAAGUCGUCGGCCUCUUGUUAUCUGAGACUUGAGGUGAUCCUGGAGAACCCGUUAAGAAUUUUUAACAUUGAGGUCGAAAUAAUGGAUAUGAACGACAACGCCCCUCAAUUUCGGAGAGGCGCCUUUCAUUUGGAUGUGUCCGAGUCGACACCGAAAGGGGAGCGAUUCUCUCUGAGCAAUGCAGUCGAUCCAGAUGUAGGCAGCAAUACAGUGAAAACAUAUCAUCUGAGUGAAAGUGAACAUUUUAACAUUGAGGUUCAGACGGGGAGGGAGGGAACAAAACUCGCAGAUUUGAUAUUGAAUAAGGUUUUAGACCGAGAGGAGCAGGCUGUGCACAAUUUAAUAUUAACGGCAGUAGAUGGCGGUACACCUCCGCGUUCUGGCACAGCGAGUAUUAUUGUUCAUGUUUUAGACAAUAAUGAUAACGCCCCUGUCUUUGAUAACACUAUUUACAGUGUUAAAAUUAUGGAAAAUUCCCCCAUUGGAAGCCUUGUUGUUGAUUUAAAUGCUACUGAUUUGGAUGAGGGCUCAAAUUCUGAUUUAACAUACUCAUAUAGUUUAUAUACACCAGAGAAAGCACAAGAAACGUUUAAUUUAAAUCCAUCUACUGGUGAGAUUACUGUGAAAGGAAUGUUGAACUAUGAGGAUUUUAGGAUUUAUGAUAUGGAAGUUAUAGCAGCAGACAGAGGUGUCAAUAGUUUAUCAGGACAAUGUACGGUCAAAAUUCAAAUCGAGGACAUGAAUGACAACCACCCAGAAAUAUCCAUUAAAUCUUUUCAAAGUCCAGUCAGCGAAAACAUUGAUGUCGACACUGUGAUAGCAGUGGUCAGUGUGAGUGACAAGGACUCAGGCAAUAAUGGAGUGGUGGAUCUUCGCAUUCCAAAUAACAUGCCUUUUAAACUGACAGAGUCGCCCGAUAACUUUUAUAAAUUAGUUGUUUCGGAGCCAUUAGACCGUGAGAAGGUUCCAGAAUACGACAUCACCUUCACCGUCACCGACAGAGGCUCCCCUCCUUUAAGUGACAACGAAACCAUGACUUUGCAGCUGCUGGAUGUGAAUGACAACGUCCCACACUUCCCUCAGUCCUUUUAUACCAUACGUGUGAUGGAGAAUAACGCCCCUGGCGCCUUGCUGAGCUCCCUCAGUGCGUUUGACCCCGACCUCCAUGAGAACCAGUACCUAGUGUACUUCAUCCUGGAGAAGGAGAUAGCCAACACCUCCAUGUCCAUGCUCUUCUCCAUCAAUCCAGAGAACGGCAACCUUUACGCACUCAAGACUUUUGACUAUGAGAUGGAGAAGGACUUCCUCUUCCACAUCGAGGCCAGAGACUCUGGCUCUCCUCCGCUCAGCAGCAACGUGACCGUCCACAUCAUCAUCGUGGAUCAGAAUGACAACGCCCCAGUUAUCGUCUCUCCGUGGCGAGCGCACGGCUCUGUGGUGGAAGAGAAGAUCCCCAGAUCCACAGAUAAAGGCUCCCUGGUGGCCAAAGUGAUAGCCUUGGACGUGGAUUCCGUGCACAACUCUCGCGUCACCUACCAGUUCCUGCAGGUGACCGACGCCUCCUUGUUCAGUCUGGACCAGUACAACGGAGAGAUCCGAACCAUGAGGAUGUUCAGCUUCAAAGAUUCUCGUCACCAGAGACUGAUUGUUGUUGCCAAGGACAACGGGGAUCCCGCUCUCUCCGCUACAGUCACCAUCAAGCUGUCCACGGUGGAAACGGCCGUGAAGGCCUACUCGGACAUGACCGAGGUGCCUCUGGAAUACGACAUCUUCUCGGACCUCAACCUGUAUUUGGUCAUCGGUCUGGGCUCGGUGUCCUUCCUGCUGCUCAUCACCAUCCUGGUCACCAUCGUGCUCAAGUGUCAGAAGGUCAAGCCCAGCAAAGCGGCUCCUCCCUGCAGGAACAGCGUGAUCAGCGAGAGGAACUCCACCAUCGCAGAUUCCACUCUGGUGUCCAACGAUGCCUACUGGUACAGUCUGUUCCUAGCAGAGACCAGGAAAGGAAAGCUGGUGGUCAGGCAGCCCAUGCCGAAGGGCUCCAGAUACAUUGUGUCCAGUAUCCCCAGGAGCACAGGCAUGUCUGAAACUAGUGACUCAGCUCCUUCCACCUUGCAGGUAUGAAGAUGAGCGAAUGAAUCGCUAACUUGUCCUUUAUUUUAAACUAUGACUGACCCUUUAUUAUCCUCUACAAUUUUCAAAUAGCUUAGACCGAUAGAACCAUUUUUUUGCAUGGAAUAUGCACACGCUAGUAAGGUCACUGAUUCGACGUGAGCAAUUCAAUCAACAAACUUUACUCAUUAAAAUGCUAACAAUAUAACCACAUUUAGAGCAUCCAUGCCGGGUUACAGAAAAGAGAAAUCCACACUGCACAUACUGAAGAACAACGAAAUAUGCACGAUAUGACAAAGUUUGCUUUUGGGAAAAUAGUUGCAUAUUAAUCUUGAUAAAUGCCAAUACCUGAUGCAGUCUUGGUAGACCCUGCCCUCCCAAAUACAUGAUCAAAAAAGAAAACCAAUUGCAUAGUGCAUUCUAUAAUACUACUCAAGUUAUGAAUUCCUUUUGGGUGGAAAUUAAACAAAUAAACUUCCAAUAGGAUCAGCGGUUCGGAUCACGGAUGAGUGGAUAAAAUACCCAGUUAUUCUAAAGAAACAAUGACAAUCAAUCAUAAAACCUCUCCGAAAUAAUGAAAAUACAUUACUUGGGUGUCUUCAUAUUACACAAACAAAGCACUCACACAAGAUGUGUUCAGUUGAGAACCAAAGUUAUGAUCGCUUCUUGAGUUUUUUUACCCUGCUUGUGCACAGGGACACAUGCCUCCUGUAACCCAAGCUGCCCAGGGAACUAAAUCUGACAACAAACAAAGAUCCCCACACAAUAGAACAACGACUUGCUGUUAAAAGUUGCAUUUCUUUUGACCUUAUUGUUGAGUGUCUCAAUGUCACUUCACUGCAUUUGAGGGUUACCUGACUCUCUGUUAUCUAAAGUCACGAACUAAUCUGUCAUUAAUUCCACACAUUGGUAGAAUACUUUUUUAACAUUUGUAUUUGUAAUUCAGUGUCUGAUAAUUAUUUUUGACGUUGAGUUUACUCUUGGAUUGACUUGGGUACAAAAUCUGAGGGAAAGAGUUAUGGCAUAUAGAACGUUUAUUCUUUCAUUUUGUGGAAUAGAAUGAUCACUGAUAAGUGUUUUGUUUUCGAAAUUCACGUCUUCGUGACCACGGUCCGUAUUUUUCCACGUUUUUGCUCUCUAACUUCUGCUGCAGAUUUAGUUGCAGAUGCAGAUUGGGUAAUCACAACCCUCACGAUCUGUCCGGCGGCACACGCCCCCAGAAACGGGUUUCCCCCGGGUCCUAAAACGAAUUAAGUUGAGGGAAAGGAGAGGAUUUAUUUUGGCUCUCCACUUUUGUAAAACACAUUGCGUACGCAUCUCGUUGAAUAAAGUUCUCCACUAUUCAAAGCAAAACAAAAUGCACAAAACGAGGGAUUCGAUCUUUUGAGUUGAUACAAUUCGUGUAAUUGGAUUUGAUACUCAAAAAUAUGUUGGAGG
Molecule: messenger RNA, 4127 nt
Organism: Hippocampus comes (tiger tail seahorse)
Lineage: Eukaryota; Metazoa; Chordata; Actinopteri; Syngnathiformes; Syngnathidae
Product: protocadherin alpha-C2-like
Exons: 1
Coding region: 282-2702 (806 amino acids)
Biological process (GO): homophilic cell-cell adhesion
Cellular component (GO): plasma membrane
Molecular function (GO): calcium ion binding
Source: RefSeq, a predicted model, not a curated record